Coregonus clupeaformis (lake whitefish) is the source of this 1795-nucleotide messenger RNA. RefSeq names its product IgGFc-binding protein-like. The coding region runs from base 837 to 1142 and encodes 101 amino acids. Gene Ontology annotation, cellular component: extracellular matrix. NCBI's taxonomy places the organism in Eukaryota, Metazoa, Chordata, Actinopteri, Salmoniformes, Salmonidae. The transcript is spliced from 2 exons. The record is from RefSeq and is a predicted model, not a curated record.
GUGAACCUGCCUCUCAACCUGGGCCAGGGUCAGGUGAUUGUCUCCCAGCUUGGCAACAUGGCCAUCCUGCAGACUUCGACCUGCAGGUCUCCUACGACUGGCCUGGAAACUGGUCAUCCUACUUCCCAGCAGUUACUACGGCAAUGUGUGUGGCCUGCGCGGCAACUUCAACGACAUCCCCGGAGAUGAGCUGCAGGACCUGGCCAGUAAGGCAGUUAUGACGGUGGAGCAGUGGGCCAAUGUCUGGAGGGUGAGGGGCCUGGCUGAGGAUAAGUACACCCCCUGCUUUGACAGCUGCCAGGGGAAUGUGACGUGACCCAGAGGAAGCAGUAUGAGUCAGAGGCCUUCUGCUGGGCCCUCACGGCCAAGACAGUGUUCCAGAUCUGUCAUAAUAAACUGGACCCCCAGGCCUUCAUGGACAGCUGUGUGUAAGACAUAUGUGUGAACAAGGGGGACAGGAGAAUGCUGUGCCAGGCCUUGGCCACUUAUGCCGAUCUGUGUCGGCAGGAGGGCGCUGUGGUCAAGGACUGGAGGACCAUGUUUGGCUGCCGUAAGUAACUGACAGGGAUAAAAAGGCUCAGAAUGAUCAAUAUUGUCUUUGCACAUUAGGAGACCAGCGUACUGAAUUAUGCACUUCAGCAUCACUGUGCUGAAAUAACGUUUUUUAAAGUUUUCCUGCUUACCAAUCAGCCACACCACUUGCACAGCUGCGGGUGACCCUUAUUACCAUACCUUGGAUGGGCGCCGAUUUGACUACCAGGGGACGUGUGUGUACCAGCUGAGGGCGCUGUGCACCCAGACGCCGGGCCUGGUGCCGUUCUAGGUGACGGUGCAGAAUGACCACCGCGGGAGCAAGACCGUGGCCUACACUAAGACUGUCAUCUUCACCAUCUACGGGGGUCUCCCUCACCAUCAGCAGGGACUACCCCUUCAGGGUCCUGUUGGAUGGACAGCUUGAGUCCCUGCCCCUGGACCUGAACAGUCAGCUGAUUGUGUUCCGCAGUGGCCGAAGGGCUGUGGUGGAGACUGCUGCGGGCAUCACACUGACCUUUGACUGGCACAGCACGGUGCACUACAGACUCCCCAGCACCUACCAGGGUGCCGUCUGCGGCCUGUGUGGCAACUACAACGCCAAGCCCUAGGACGACCUCACUAUGCGGGACAGCCAGCCCGCGCCCAAUGCCCCCUGGCUGGGUGAGAGCUGGCGGGUGGCCGUUGUGCCUGGCUGCUCCUCUGGAUGCCAGGGGACACAGUGCCAGGCCUGUUCUGACAGUGAGAAGAACGCGUACAGUACCCGCUGUGGAAUCAUAGCAGACAAGUCUGGCCCCUUCAAAGAGUGCCAUGGUGAAGUGGACCCUGCCCUGUACCUGGAGGACUGUGUUUUUGAUGCAUGUUAUAAUCAUGGUUACCAGGGGUCGGUGUGCGACGUGGAACGGCCUACACCUCUGCCUGUCAGAGCAAAGGGGAGGAGCGACGGCUUCUGUCAUGAGUUUGAGUUACUUUGUUACCUUACCAUCAUAUAUGCAGUUUAGCAUACAUUUUUAUCCAAAGCCAUGUCCCACUCGCUAAAGAGGUUUCUAACCUCAAUGGUCUUUUCCUGGUUAAAUAAAGGUUAAGUGAAAAUAGUUACUUAGUCAAGCAAGCAUACAUUUUCCGUAUGGCUGGUCCCUGGAAUCUAACCCACAAUCCUGGUGUUGCAAGCACCAUGCUCCAACAACUGAGCCAUGAUGUCAUAGCAUACAUCAACUGUUAACAUAUCAUAUGUUUAUGUCCAGUUUGUCAACCCUCCUUUUUG